AUGGCAGGAUCACCCGGACAAAGUCCGAUAAUAAUACAGAAAGAUGGAAAUUCUCUUUCCCAGUUUCAGUGUCCAAUUCUGAAACCAACAAACUAUACGGUUUGGGCUAUUCGUAUCAAGACGAUUCUUGAAGCGAAUGGUUUGUGGGAAACGAUUAAACCGGCAGAAAAUGCAACGGUAGACACUAAGAAAGAUAAGUCUGCAAUUGCAUAUCUGUUUCAAGCAAUACCAGAAGACGUUGUAUUGCAAGUUGCAAAUUGUAAAACUGCAAAAGAGAUUUGGGAUAAUCUAAAGGUUAGACACGUUGGUGUUGAUCGGGAUGACGACACUAUUGAUUCAUUUACCGCAAAGAUUAAUAGUAUCGUUACCCGGGCAACUGAAGUAGGAACGACGUUGAGUCAACCGACUCUAGUACGCAAACUCCUAAAUGGCGUACCGGAUAAGUUUACUCAAAUCGUUGCCUCCAUGGAACAAUACUCCGAUCUAGAAACUAUGACGCUAGAAGAAGCGGUCGGAAAAUUAAAAACGUAUGAAGAAAGGUUAAAGUUGAAGAAAAAGGAAAGCCCCGUGAACAAUCUAGAAGAACUUCUGUAUGCGGGUCAUGGACAACAUGUUGGAAAUCGUGGACGAGGGAGAUUCCGUCCGUCACGAGGCCGAGGGAGAGGAAAUUAUCAACAUAGGGGUGAAGGGCACACCUCUUACAAUUCGGAAGGAACCGACAAACCACAAAGUGAUGAUAGCAAGCAAGAGACACCGACUAUGUGA
Molecule: messenger RNA, 765 nt
Organism: Helianthus annuus (common sunflower)
Lineage: Eukaryota; Viridiplantae; Streptophyta; Magnoliopsida; Asterales; Asteraceae
Exons: 2
Coding region: 1-765 (254 amino acids)
Source: RefSeq, a predicted model, not a curated record